UUUUUGGAAGGUUUUUCCUCUCCUGAUGCUUCAAAGGUGCUGAAACCAAAGACACUGAUGUCGGUAGCCAGAAUGGAGGGCCUUCAACCAAAGGCCUCAAGUGGCCCGCUGACGCCCUCUGCAGGAGCAAGCAAACCUCUGCAGUUGCAUUCCCAGCGUCCCUCCGGUCUCCCCACGCCGCUCAAACGCCGGGCGUCGGCCAUUCCCGCGCCGACGCCCGGCAGCCAGAGCCGAAACUCCAGACCCCCCAGAACGCAGGCCGCCUCGGACUCGGACUGCCCCCCCAGGACCUGCCCCAGUCCCGCCCCCCUCGAUUCUAAUAGGGCAGUGCCUGUCGACGUGCAGCCCUUCUGUCUGGAGGAGGAGCCUCCCGCCGAGCCCAGCCAAUCAGAGAGCCCGGAGGGCAAAGAGCCAUCCCGUCGCGGCCAAUCGGAGCCCAGCGAAGACCUCGUCCGGCCGGAGAGCGCCAAACGGGAGGUUCUUUUGCUGGACCUUCCUGCUCCGAUGCCCCCGACCCACGAGAAACUGCUCAUCGACCUGAGAAACACUCCGGACUGGAUCCGAAACGGCACCAAGAACUGUACCGCCAUGCAGGUACAAACUACUUCCCGCUAACGGAA
Hippocampus comes (tiger tail seahorse) is the source of this 620-nucleotide messenger RNA. RefSeq names its product proline-rich receptor-like protein kinase PERK10. Lineage: Eukaryota; Metazoa; Chordata; Actinopteri; Syngnathiformes; Syngnathidae. The record is from RefSeq and is a predicted model, not a curated record. Gene Ontology annotation, cellular component: microtubule cytoskeleton. Gene Ontology annotation, molecular function: microtubule binding. The transcript has 4 exons. Bases 58 to 615 code for a protein of 185 amino acids.